Messenger RNA from Symbiodinium natans, 1110 nucleotides. The record is from the annotation of a GenBank genome assembly. NCBI's taxonomy places the organism in Eukaryota, Dinophyceae, Suessiales, Symbiodiniaceae.
AUGGCCAUCGCCUUGACGAAGGGAUGCUGGCAGAUGGGUGGUGGCUUGGAAAUUGCAGCUUACUGCUGCAAGAUGUACCUGCAAGGGGAGGCUCCAGUGGUGUGUUUCAAUGGCGUCUUCACCUUUGAGGUUUGUUGUCAGGGGAAAGCGUCCCCAUUCGCGAAUUGGCCCCUGAGCUUCAUCAUCCUGGGUUUCCCUGGCUCUGGAACAACCAGCAUGGUCAGGGCAUUAGAAGCUUAUCCGAACGUGUCUGUUGUUCGGCGCGACAAGCGUGGGAGGCCGUGGAAGCGGACUGAGAUGCAGGCCUUGGGCAAGCUGAUAAAGUUUGGAGCAAGAUCUUCUGUACUCAAGUUUGGCUCGUUGAUGGCGCGAGGGCAAAGGACCUUCCGCAAACGUUUGAUGUCCGAUCCGACAGCGCUGUUGGAUGCGGACAAGACGUGGGCUAUGCUUCAAGUUCGACAAGCUCGAUUUCUGGUGAUGUUGCGGGACCCAGUGUCAUGGCUGGUGUCUCAAACUUGCCAAGUUCCUUGCGGGGAUGAUCACGAGCGAUGGGGAUUGUGCCAUCGCUUGCCACAUUGGGCCCGUGGCCCAGCUGGUGAACACAUGUUGCGCGCACCUUUAUUUGAAUGGCUUCGCGUUUGUAUACUUGUGAAAAGUUGGGAGAUGUGCACACGGUUGAGUGUGGCAUCACCUCUUUUUUCCAAAGCGCUGGGGAGACUGAUUGUUAUGCUUCCACGCCGAGACAGCUUGGCGGUAGUGAGUUUAGAAUCAUUGUUGGCCGAGCCCGUGGCCACCAUGCAUGCUUUGUCUUCCUUCUUACAUUUGAAGUCGCCUUGGCAACCUGCUUCACCAUUGUUUCCUGCUCAUAAUGUACAUGCUGCAAGCAGUCGGUGUCAACAGCACAUGCAUAACCAAUUGGAUCUGAGAGUCAACUUGUAUUUUCGACAAGAGCGUCGGUGGCUUGCUUCUGUAUUGAGGGUGUUCGCACCCAGCAAGUUGCCACUCCCAGCCGUGUGGCGGCAAUAUUUGCGACCAGCUCCGAACAUCUCGGAUGAGUUCCUGGAAGCCGUGAUGAGCCAGCCGAUGAAGGCAAGCGUGAUACAGACAUGA